This is a messenger RNA of Aethina tumida (small hive beetle), 1746 nucleotides long. RefSeq names its product 28S ribosomal protein S5, mitochondrial. The record is from RefSeq and is a predicted model, not a curated record. Gene Ontology annotation, cellular component: ribosome. The transcript has 5 exons. Lineage: Eukaryota; Metazoa; Arthropoda; Insecta; Coleoptera; Nitidulidae. Bases 39 to 1358 code for a protein of 439 amino acids. Gene Ontology annotation, molecular function: RNA binding; structural constituent of ribosome. Gene Ontology annotation, biological process: translation.
UGCAAGCGUAGUUCGAACACAGUAAGUUGAAUGUAAGAAUGGCAGCACAACUAUUAAAUGUAACAAAAACUCUGCAAAAAUUAACUCUAAAUCCGAACUGCCGGUCUGCCCCGGCCUUACUUAAAAAUGUGAACGAAAAAUCUGAAGUUCUACUGGGAAAUCAUGUACGACAUACGAGCUUUUUCACCAAACUGCCUGCCGACCAACUUUGGAAAGGUAUAACGUCUGUCAGUAAUGCUGGUAAGAAAAGAGGUCGUGGCAAAACAGUUUCAAAGAAAAAUAUCAAGGAUUUGAACAAGGGACAAGUAAUUGGUGUUGGUAAAGCGAAUAUUGUGUGGCCUGGUUUGUCAGCACCUAUUAUUAGGGGAAAAGAAUUAGUUACCCAGCAUCAACUGCCAGAGGAUCCUGAACGAGAGAAAAAAUUAAAUGAAAUCAGAAAUAAAAUGGGCACAUUCAAAUUUGCAAAACUCAGUCCAAUUGAAAGAGGUUGGUCAGGUAGUAAAAUGCCUGGUAGAAGUAUUGGACCUCCAGAUCCAAUUGGAGAAGACACAUUUGAUGGAUUUGACACUAAGGUAUUAGAAUUAAAAACAGUUUUCAACAUGAAAGGUAAUUUUGGCAGAACUAGACGUUUAUCUGUAACCACUGUCACUGGAAAUGCCAAUGGUUUAGCUGGGUUUUCAAUGGGUAAAGGAUUAGAAGCAAAAACUGCCUUGAGGAAAUCCAAAAAUAGAGCAGCCCAAAAACUGAUGCACAUAAAAAUUUUCAACAAUCACACAGUUUACCAUGAUUUCUUUACACAAUUUGGCAAAACAAAAAUUUUCGUCUAUCAAAAGCCUGAAGGUUAUGGAUUAGUUUGUCACAGAGCAAUAAAGACAAUUUGUGAGGUUGUUGGCAUUAAAAAUCUGUAUGCUAAAGUGGAGGGUUCAACAAAUGUAAAUCAUAUAAUCAAAGCAUUCUUUUUGGGAUUAAUUAAACAGAAAACACAUCAAGAGAUUGCAGAGGAAAAAGGUCUGCAUUUAGUGCAACUCUGCAAAGAAAAUCAAUAUUUUCCUAACGUAAUUGCUUCUCCUGCUGAGGCCAAAAAAGAAGAAGACCUUGACAAAAAGGAGGUUUUGGACUAUCACCAAUAUUGCUUUAAUGGAGUUGUUCUCAAGAAGAAAAAACAACCACCAUUCUACACCAAACUUCCAUCAUACAAUAUAUACUUAAAGAAACAAGAGAAUUUAAGAAAUCAAGAUGAAGUCAAGAAAAAUCUCAUAGCAGAGUAUGGAGAAAUUCGAAGUUUCUUGACUGAUCAAUAUCCAGAGUGUGUACAAUUCAGAAGACCUAAGAAGGAAGAAGCUGUUGAAGAAAAUUAAAUUUUUUACUAUUUUUUUUACAUUUCCUGACACUUUGGGUACCAGACAACUAAAGAACCCUAAAGAUCCAUUGUAUUAAUAAACUUCUUUAUUUAAGGUAUAAAAGAAAACACAUUGCUUUUUAUAACUUUGAUUAGAGGAGUUUUUUAAUAGAAUAGAACAUUAGGGUUCUUUAAGUGUCUAAUACCUAGAUUGAAAGGGAAUAGUUUUUUAAGUACUAUUAAGUACUAUUAUACAAAUGUUUAAUUUCAGUUUAAUUAUAUCUCGCAUCAUUUUUCUUUUUACAAUUGUAAAUAAAUUAAAAUAUCUUUGAAUCUAGUCUGAUUAUGUUACACUCUUAUGACAUCUGUUAAUUAGAAAAAUGUUCCUAAAUAAACUGAUUUUUAAC